Apiotrichum porosum is the source of this 552-nucleotide messenger RNA. RefSeq lists its product as uncharacterized. The transcript has 2 exons. NCBI's taxonomy places the organism in Eukaryota, Fungi, Basidiomycota, Tremellomycetes, Trichosporonales, Trichosporonaceae. The coding region runs from base 1 to 552 and encodes 183 amino acids. The record is from RefSeq and is a predicted model, not a curated record.
AUGUUCUCCUUCCCCCGCCUUUUCGCACUUGCCGCUCUGGCCGGCACCACGUUUGCCCAGACCACCGCUGCUCCCGAAGCGACGACCACCAACGCCUCGGGUGGCAGCAUGAACCAGGGAGCCUUGGCCAGCAUCCAGGCCGCUCUGUCUGCGUCGUCGGUGUCCGCCGCCGCCGCUGCCGCUGCCACUGCAACGGGCGCCGCCGUCUUGAACGGAAGCGGCAACGAGGACGCCUCGACCGCCGUCUCCAUCUCCGACUCUGCCAUCUCGUACGAGGGCUCCGUCAUGACCGUCGCCGUCGACUCGAGCGACGCCGAGGAGAGCCUCGUCAUGGCCACCACCUCUGCUACAGCCGCAGCAGCUGCAGGCACCACUGUGACUCAAAAGUCGGCAGUCACUCUCUCGGGCACCACCGCCGGCCUUGUCAGCAGUUCCAAGGCGUCGGCCAGCGCAGCCAGCGCGAGCACCACUGCCCAGUCGUCUGCCGGCCGCAUGGCCGUGUCGGCCGGCGCCGUCGUCGCUGCUGCCGUGUUCGCCGCUGUCAUUGUCUAA